AUGAGCGUCUCGAUUCCGCUGAUGCAGGGCGCCGCCGUGGCGGCCGCCGGGCCUAGCGCCGGGGCCGGCGGGGGGGCCGCGGGGACCCACCCGGGCCAGGCGGCGCUCGCGGCGGCCGCCGCCGCCGCCGCUGCCNCCCACCCGCCUCCGCCCCCGUCCGCCUCCGGCGCCCACGUCCCGCCCCCCGCGCAGGACUCCGUGCAGCCCGACCGGCCCAUCGGCUACGGGGCCUUCGGAGUCGUCUGGGCUGUGACGGAUCCCAGAGACGGUAGAAGAGUGGCCUUGAAGAAACUGCCGAAUGUCUUUCAAAGCCUCGUCAGCAGUAAAAGGGUCUUCAGGGAGCUGAAGAUGCUCUGCUUCUUCAAACACGAGAACGUCCUCUCCGCACUGGAUAUCCUGCAGCCGCCGCAUUUGGAUUUCUUCCAGGAGAUAUACGUGAUCACGGAACUUCUGCAGAGCGACCUGCACAAGAUCAUCGUCAGCCCUCAGCAUCUCAGCCCGGACCACAUAAAAGUCUUUCUCUACCAAAUCCUGAGAGGCCUGAAGUACCUCCACUCGGCGAGAAUCCUCCACAGGGACAUCAAGCCGGGCAACCUCCUGGUGAACAGCAACUGCGUCUUGAAGAUAUGCGACUUCGGACUGGCAAGGGUGGAAGAGCCGGACCAGAACAAACACAUGACGCAGGAGGUUGUCACGCAAUAUUAUCGUGCACCGGAAAUACUUAUGGGCGCUAGACACUACACCGCAGCCGUCGACGUCUGGAGCGUGGGGUGCAUCUUCGGAGAACUUCUACGUAGACGAAUCCUCUUCCAGGCCCAGACGCCCGUGCUACAGUUGGAGCUGAUCACGGAGCUCCUCGGCACGCCGAGCUUGGAGGACAUGAGGUACGCCUGCGAGGGUGCGCGCUCGCACAUGCUGAGUCGCGCCCCGAAACCCUCCUCCCUCACUGCCCUCUACACCCUCAGCAGCCAGGCGACUCACGAGGCGGUUCACUUGCUCUGCCAGAUGCUAGUCUUCGAUCCCGAUAAGAGAAUCACCGUGGUGGACGCCUUGGCUCAUCCUUAUCUCGACGAAGGAAGACUGAGAUAUCACUCGUGCAUGUGCACGUGUUGUUACACUACGAGUGCAGGAAUGCGUCAAUACACCGGCGACUUCGAGCCGGUCACGUCGCAACCCUUUGACGACCUUUGGGAACGAAAGCUCACCACUGUACAGCAAGUCAAAGAGGAAAUGCACAAGUUUAUCGCGGAGCAGCUGAACACGUCGCGAGUACCACUCUGUAUAAACCCGCAGUCCGCGGCGUUCAAGAGUUUCGCAAGCUCCACGGUAGCGCAUCCCUCGGAACUGCCACCAUCUCCCCAUCAAUGGGAAUGAGGUCUCCAAAGUCCAGAUGGAAAUCGGCGCCGACAAUUUCUCUGGUCAUCGCCGUCGGCCACGGCGAGGUGAAAAAUCGUCGGCCGAUUUCGGGAGGACUUCGGGAAAAACGAAAGAGAGAAGAAGACGAAAGGGUCGGAAGGUCAAACUGGAACCCUGCGAAGAGCCAAGAGAGACAAUAGACUGCCGAGCAACGUAGCCUCAAUUUUCAACUAGCUGAUAUACACCUAGGGGACACUUAGUUAAAUUAAUAAUUACUUAAGGCUAGUAAUAAUUAUACAGAUUAGGCGAUUACGUAGGGGGAAUUCAGGAAAAGAGGGAGAGACACGAGUUGGGCGCGAAGACGUGUGAGAGCUGGGCGAAUGUAAAUGCAGAACCGACAAAGAUUGGGGGGAGACGCGGAUUCGUGCUCGAGGUAAAAAGACGGGGCGAGGACGAGAGGGAAGGAGCGAUUGUAAUAUUAAUUGUAACACGGGAGCUGAUCAGUGGAGGGACGGGCCACUUUCAGAUUUUUCCUUCGUUCUUUCUUUUCGAUCACUCAUUCGCUCAUCCGGAACAACUGGCAUUUAACUGACUAUACAUAUUAAUGCAUAUUACACAUUAUUAUACAUAUGUAUGCAUACACGUCUUUAGGAGAGUAGGGUAUUAUUUGUUAGGUGUAACGUGUACACGCGAGGUCUCUGGAUUAUUGGCCACGAUGGAUGGGGGAAUAGCAGAGGGCGGGAACAGAAUAGCGAUUCUUGGUCUCGAACGUUUCCGCGGAUCCGCUUGCGCCGGAAAUUUUCGAUACCGGACUAAUGCUGAUCCGAUCGCGAGAUAUCAAUCGGAUAAUAGCCUCCGAGAAGAAGAACGAUCACUCGCGUGAGAAAACCGUGGACGUGAAUAUGGACGCGAUCUGUUGGGAUCUUCGACAUUUUGGCGGCUGCAGGGCUGUUGGCGGUUCGAUCGAGGACCUCGGCUACUCAGACAUUUGCGGCAAAGUUAAGAAUUUUCAAACGUCCUGCAAAGGAAUGCCCCUGAUUUCGUUUGAUCAUCGAAUUUGGGUUUAUGGACCGAUAUUACGUGACGGUCUGCCGUUUCUUACAGCAGCUAGUUGCAAAUCUUGCGUUAUUCGAUUAGCCGGACAGAGAGGUUGAACGUCGAUUGAAGAAGAAUUCGAAAGUUUGCAGAUUCUGCCGAACAUUUCAAAGUUCAGUCAAUUUAUGAACAGAGAGACAGAGGGAGAGAGAGACGAACCGUAACGUGGCUGCGUUUAACCUUUUUGCUACGACGAAAUUGGCAUUCAGUUUGACAUCCAUGAAUGGGGUUAUGUACCAUAAGUGAACAUUUACCGUAUUAAUAAUGUAUGGCAUUCGGUUUACUAUCUUACUCCUUAAACGAUUAUUCCGAAGACUCGUAAAGAUAAACUUCCAGGCUUUGGAGGACAUACCCUUGUUUAUUUGAAAUCAUUGAUAUCUCAUUAAAUGAGUGCCAAUUGUUUUAAGACUCGUAUGGUGGAUUAUAGUCGCUCGUGGUAUACUACGAUCAUUUCACGGCGAGCAACUAUAUUUGCCCAUUAUAUAUGAACAAUUUUUAGUGAUUAACGAUCGCAAUCACCUGGAGUAGCGAAAGGGUUAACGCAGUACUUUUUGACAUCGUCAUUGUUAUCUGACAGCUGUGUACGUUGCCACGUGGGCCCGAUAUAUCAAAGAUGGCGUCCUAUCUCUUUAAAAUGACAUGAAACCUCAGCUGUCAACUCCUGAAACGUUUAAUCAAACUCGCGAACCAUAAAUUAAAAUCAUUCGCGAAAGAAGUAAAAGAAUUGCAUGAAUACCCCCGAAUUAAAUUUUCGUGCUUCAAUUAUUUUUCCCAUAAAAAAAAGAUCAAAAUGAAAAUGUCAAGAUUCAGAUUUUAGGAGCUUUUCCUAAGAGUGGAAUUUAUAAAAUUUCAUGAUUCAGUGAAACUGAAUCAUAUUCGAUUUUGUCGACACGUGCGGAUCUAAAAUUGUGAUAUUUUGUGUUUUUGGGCUUUUUGUUAUUGUAAAAAGUGCGCAACGGUUUUCAAAGUGUCGUCAGUUCUUAAAAAAAAAAAAAAAAGAAAUAGUAGCGCUGUUCGUACAACGUGUAAGGAAUCUGGAAAUGACAUUGACAUAAUUCCUGCAACAGGUUUCUCGUUAUUUUAAAGCGGAAGGCUUAGGUUUACGAAGAUGCAAUUCCUGACACAAAUCAGCUGAUAGAUAGCAAAGAUCGUCGCGUGGAAACUGUAAUUCCAGCAUCACUGCCGAAGAAUCGUACGAAUGCAAUGACGUUAAGAUAUAGGGAAUAGACAAAGAUAGGGAGAGGAGGUCAAUGGAACUGAGAUUUGUGGCGAGGGAGCUAGGUAGAUAGAGCGAUAGAUAGAUAGAUGGAUAGCUAGGUAGAUAGAUAGACGUACAGGAAGUGCGGGGCCGACUAAGUUGCUCUUGUAAAUAUUUCUGGCGCCCCGUUUAUUUUCUGACGCGUGUCGAAAGCUCUCGGGGAUUCACGCGAGAAACACGAGGAUUUAGAGUUCGAUUUUGAAAGCAAUACGAGUAUCUAUGAAAGCUAUUAUCAACAUCUGUCUGUCCAACUUAUGCUUUCGUUCGACAAAGACGCAUGAUUUUCGAUAAAUUGUUUAAAGACGAUGCGAAACCUCCCAUAGGACUCGCACUGUAUUUAGGCAUAAUUUAAGAUGAAGAAGGCAUAAUUUAAUAACUUUUAGGAACUACGGUUCUUAAUAACUUCUCUACCGAUCCCUAAAACAUUAACUGGGACUUCCGAAACAAUGACGUUUCGUGUACCUCGGUAUAUUACAUUUUGUUAAUUUAGAUCUUUCUGAAAAUCCUUCAGUCUGUUUUCAUUAGCUUCAUUCAAUUGUACAUAUUUAUAUUUAUUUAUCGAGUUCAUUGGCCAUGCUACACACACUCGUGAACAAUGGAAUUGCAAGGGAAAUCAACUUGAAUUAGACUCAAUCGAAACGAUCUUUUUUUCCUAUUUGAUAUCCAUUUCAAUGAAAUUGAAGGCGUGGAUUAAUUGAUUUCGACAGUACACGUAUGACUCGAAGCCUCGUGUUUCCAAGGAAAGCCUGUGAAUUUGGAUUCGUUCGGAAGCCUAAGAAUUACGCAUAAUUGCGUAAAUCUUGACGAGUAUGUCGCUCCCAUCCUGAUGGACGAGUUUUAACGUCCACGCUUGGUUAAUGAGCAACUUGCAAUUUCGAUUAAAAUCGCGUGAUCUCCGUCAUGCACGGACGCGGUGCUCGCACGGUACAUAAUAUUACGUUCUGAGUGUGAUUUAGGCUAAGAUGAACGUAGAUGCAUCCACAUAUUAGGGCCUAGACUUAGAUUAACGACCAUAUUAAAUUCUCCAUUUUGCAAAGAUAUACGUGUUCCCUUUUUUACAUGCAACAAAGUAGUGGUAAUAGCAGCCUUUGUAGCGCAGUGUCGUAAGGAAAGUAUAGCUCGAUAAGUACUUCCACCGAGCGCCUCGGUAAAGGAAGGAAUACGUUAGGGUAGACAAUGGAGGAAAUCGAGAGAUGGUACCGAGAUCUACUAUUAUAUUAGCGAAAGGCUGUAGAAAACAACACUAAUUACAUUCGUAAUUUAAUGCACGGAUAAUUAUUCUCUGCUUGAUUGCAAUAGCGUAGAAAAGUGCGGGUACAUUAUGAUACGACAUCGACAAUUAAUAAUUACGGUCUUAAUCUACCGACAGAGGGGUACGGUAGCAUUUGUAAAUUAGAUGCUAUUAUAAGUGUUGUAAUGUACACAUGUACUGGUAUAACGAGCACUUGGUGAUUAUUCAGUAUUUGAAUUACGGAGUAAUUAAUAUUACUUUCAUGACGAAUUAACGUGGAUAUCCCAGCGUUGGCACUAUUCUGGCAAAUAUCGCGCAAUUGUAAAAUGACGUAUUUAGUCGAAAUAUGUCGCGCAUAUACAAAAGAGAGUUUUUACUUAACUAGCAGUUAAGUAACGCGAAAAGUGUACCUGAUCUCUCAGCUUACAAUUAGGUUUACUUCUUCUGCCGAGCACUACUAUGUUCUGACAUUCCGAUUUUGUUAUUUAUCGCAAUACCGUUCAAAUUUCUCAUUUUCUAAUGUCAAGAAAAUUUCUGACGGAGAUGUGAAGUUACACAUUAUUUCAUAUUUUCAUAUAGUCGUCUAAAGUUUCGUGUUAGAAAUUAUUUCGUUUUUGGUUUUAGCAUUGCCUUAGAAGCUUUGAAAUCAUUAAGUUAUUUACCUAUAGUGUUAAUAACUGGGAUACUACGUUAUUUUCUCGAGCACGAUACCAUAUGUAGCCUGAAAUGGAGAUUUAAAGUUGACAAAGUACAUCUCCCAUUUCCUCCUGUUGAGCCGAGUGCUUAUCAUCGACAUUUGUAAAUAAUUCAUCGCUCAUUGUAAAUAAUCUUGAAUUCAUCGACUCUACAUGUGUACAAGUUCGUGGACCGUUUUCUUUCUUACAAGUAACGUCCCGUUUAAGAGUAGAAUAGUCCUGAUUCGUGUUUUACGAUAACUCCUGAUUUCAGAAGGUAACUCACGAGCAUUGUACUUGACAAGAAUGUAAUAUUUUCAAAGUGGGUUACAAUUGUGUCCAGUCGACGUGAUACAACAUGUAAAAUACAUUAACAUGAUAAACAAAGCAGCGGCAUAAUUUUUAAUGUUCGUUGCCAACUUGCCACUUUGCCAACAGUCGGGAUGAAUUUUAAUAAUUGACAAGGAGAAUCUGCAUCCAUUAUAGAUAAACAUUUUUACAUGUAGAGUAAAUCAUUCAUGCAUAAACUUUCCACCAAAACAUUUCCCCAAGCUUGAGGAUUAAUUUCGUGACGCAUGUUCUUUCUACGGCAACAUUUUUUACAUACACGCCGAAGAUGUAUCAAAUUAUAUUCCCGAAUAUAAAUUUGUACAUUUUCGAUAUAAUUGCAGUAAUGCCAACCUGCACGGGUCAUGUCCUAUUCCUGCAUAUCGGCGUUUUAUUUUCCGUAUCAUUUUAACAGCUCUCAUUUUUCGGGUGCUUAAAAGAUAAAAGUCCGAAAGAGGUUGUCGGCAUCAUGAAACCUCAGUACUUCAAUGAGAUAUCGUUGCAAACGGUGAAAUGUUUUUCAGGAAGAAAACCAGAAGGGUAUCUGUCCACAAUACUUAAUUAGUAUUAAAUAUAACAUUCUUCUCCGUCAUUUGGCACGAGAGGAAGAUUUGCGCGAUCGUUGAAACCUGUCAGGAUUAAUUUACUCGUAGGAAAAGUCGAAGGUGGGAAAGGAAAAAAAAAAAGAAACCAAUCAAGAAACGCGGAAUGGUUUGUCUCGCAAUACAAGGAUUAAGCUAUACUUUUAUUGUUUGUACUGUGUCGUAGAAAAAGAAAAAAAAAAGAAUUAGGUAAGAGAAAGGGACGACGUCGGUAAUAGAGGGCGACCAUGGAAAAGCGUAUGUAAAUAAACGAUCAGCUUGUAAAAAGCUACCUCGAACCGUUUGCUUUGACCCCGACAAUAGCUGUCGCAUCUGGAAGCUGAAAUUGAAAAGAAGUCUGCUCCACUUUCAAGAGGAAAGUCAAAAACGAAACGGCUCAAAAGUAGCGGAAGCUUUGUCCAUCGCCCUUUAGAUUGGCGCUGUUAAUAACCAGCGAUAGCUGCCAAUUGCGAUAAUUAUACGUGUUUUCGUAUCGAUUAACCUCGAAGAAAUUUUGGGAGAAUCGGUAUUAUUAUUUUCCUUCUUUUUCUGCUGUUUCUUUUUCUUUCGUUAUUCAUUCCUUCGCUUGUACGGAAUUUCAUUAUCGAGUUAUCCCAAAUGAUUUCUUCUUGUCCGGAAGCUAAUAAGAAUUGAUGGUCGAUACGAGACGACUUAGUUUUGGGACUUUAACGUUCACGUUAAGAGCUGAGAAAAAGCGAUACGCUGAUUCGCAAAAAUUGGAUCGAUUUCCAAAACGAAAGGAAAAGUCAAACAAUGUCAGUCCUACGAGGCAAACUCGUGACAAGUGCUCGUGGGAGGAAGUGGAUUUCUUUGCAUUUUUUUUGUUGUAUUAUCGAUCUAUUAUGUAUAACGAGGCUCGCACACGAUGCAGUUUUGCAGGGCCGCAUGUUCGGAGCCUUAAGGCCAUUGCACGAAGUUUUGCAAAUUGUACUUGUAAUUGUUAAGAGGCGAGCAAGCAGAGUGAACACUUUAAUGUUUCCUAUUAAAAGUAGUUAAAAGUUAAUGCAACAUUUUGUAUAUACGUAGGCUCAUUGUAGCUGUCAGUUGGGCAUUUAAUCGUGCGUGUACACAGUGGUGUGGUCCAAAAUGGAAAUUUCUUUUCUUUUGAAUUGCCGUAAGCUUAGGAAAACAAAAGACACGUAUAAAAUAAAUCGUGGGAGAGUAGGAUUGAUAUAAAAAUCCUUAGAGGUCGUCGAAAUAUUUCAAUUUCUCUGUACGAUUGUUAGUGGGGUACGGUAAACGGAACGUUAUUUCUUAAAUUCGCAAAAUGUACAAAAGCACAGAACUAGCUUACUUAAUUUUCAAAAGAAGGGUACUAUUCCAUAUCCAAGUCUUUACGGAAAUUUAUUUCAAAGGCGGGUCACGGAAAAUCUUUAAAAAGGAAGUUGUAGGUAUUCAUGUUGCACUUUUCUAGCAAUGACCUUUUGUAAAGGAUAUACAAUGUUAAUACAGCAGUAACAGUGUAUUAAGGGUACUGUUAAUUGGAAGUAUUUCGAAAGACCUCUAAGCACUCUUACGUUGAAUUCCCUUAUUGUAAUGGGAGAGAAAAAUUAUUUAAACGAAUUUAAUAUCGACAAGAGUGCAAAACGAGGUCGAGCCAUUUUGAACCACCGUGAUGCACACCUGAACAUAUGUACGACUGCGAAACCAUUCUUUUUCUUUCACGCACAUUCAUUCACGAACACAUUUACGUUCAUAUGAGGAGUAUACAUAUAUAUACGCGACACACGUAAAUGUUCGUAGUCGUUCGAAUGUCAAAGAUUCACAGUCGUUUUGUAAAAUCAUUCGUAAAGGAAGAUUCAGUGAAGUAACCUGACAUACAUACGCGAUGUAAACGAUGAUACCGAGGCUAGGUGAUAAUGCAUAAAUCGUAAGAUAGCUAUCUUAUACAUACGAGUAAAUAAUUAAUUAAACAAGAAACAAUAUACUCUACAAUAGCGAAUAUGCCUUCAUUAUGGAAAGUGGCUGGCACAUGAUGCACCGAACAAUAAAGUUGCUGCAAAAUACGCGACUCAUGUACAUAUAUACAUACGCAUAUACAAAUGUAUGUUUCGGCCUCCGAUUUGACUGGCUAAACAUCGGUACCUCGGAGAGCAUGAUUAAGCCCCUUUUUACUUUAAGUUCCUUCCAAUUUCCCAAUUUUGUUCUUCCGAAUAAUAAAUGCAAUUCUUCCUGAA
This is a messenger RNA of Orussus abietinus, 8720 nucleotides long. RefSeq names its product serine/threonine-protein kinase NLK (gene nmo). The coding region runs from base 1 to 1374 and encodes 457 amino acids. Gene Ontology annotation, molecular function: ATP binding; MAP kinase activity. Gene Ontology annotation, cellular component: nucleus; cytoplasm. The transcript has 10 exons. Lineage: Eukaryota; Metazoa; Arthropoda; Insecta; Hymenoptera; Orussidae. The record is from RefSeq and is a predicted model, not a curated record. Gene Ontology annotation, biological process: intracellular signal transduction; protein phosphorylation.